CGUGAGCGUGACGUCGCUGCCGGGGUAAUGUAAAUGUUUUACCAGCUCCAAGUAGUUUCAAAAGACUAAGAGUGAAGCAGAGAAGAGAUAGAAAGAGAGAGAGCGAGAGAGAUCAACAGGAAUCGGAGCUGAGGAAGACAUCACAUUAUCUUACAUAAUGCAGCCACGCAUCCUCUUCUCGCUGCUGUUUGUCCUGGUGGUUGUCCUCAUGGCAGGGGGCUCAGAGGCUGGCAGGAACAAGAAAGAGAAAGGAAAGAAAUCCAACUUGGCCUGUAAGGAGUGGCAAUGGGGAGCUUGUGUGCCAGCAACGGGUGACUGCGGCAAUGGAAGCCGCGAUGGAACCUGCAAAGAGAACGGCGAGACCAGGACCUUAAAGUGCAAGCUGCCAUGUAACUGGAAGAAGCAGUUUGGAGGUGACUGCAAGUACAAGUUUGGGAGCUGGGGAGAAUGUGACAUUGAGACUGGCCUCAAGACUCGCAAUGGCACCCUAAAAAAAGCUCUGUUCAAUGCAGAGUGUAAGCAGUCCGUGAAGGUCACAAAGCCCUGUGAUAAAUCCAAGUCAAAAUCAAAAGGUAAGAAGGGAAAGAAGGGAAUGUGAAGAACUUCCUAGAAAUUUGACAGUAUAACCCACCUUCUGUUGAUCUGAGCUGCAGCACAAUCUAUACAGCCACCCCUCACCAAAAUACCUUUCACCAAGCUUUGUUGUAAUCUUCUAAUCUGUAGAAUUUAAUGUAAAGGAACAACCUUUUUAAGUGGUUGAUUUUGUUUUCUAGUCUCUUAUUGCUUAUAAACCUGAGACUUUGGCAUGUGUACAGUACAUUUCUGCAACAAUAUAAUUUCUGUGUAGAAUGCCUUCCAGAUCUUUAGAAUUGUAGUAGUUUUUACGUGUAUCAAUUGUUCUGUUAAACCUCUUCCAAAAUGAUUUUUUCGUUUUUCAGCAUUCUUUGAAGAAUUUUAGGGUAUUCAUUUUUCCCAGUCUUUGACCUUCACAUCUGAAUGCAGAUAAAUCCUAUCAGAUAAAAUAAACUGUAACUGUUUCAUUUGGAUUUGGACGACAGAAAAGUGUUAAAGCAGUUGGUGAUGUGAAAAAUGGCCAUUUUGCUCUACUGACAUUGAUGUAGUCUUGACAAUGCAUGACAUUGACACAUUGAAAUUUUUAAUAAAACCACACAAUUAAAACUUUUUUAUUAUUUCGAAGCUGUGAAUUAGAACUUUAGAAGGCAUAAAGUAAUUAAUGAAAAAUAAUACACUUUCAGAGCUAAGUGUUUGCCAUUUACUGAACAGAUCUUGGAUGAGAGGUUUUUUUCAAUAAAAUCUUUUAUAAAUUA
Molecule: messenger RNA, 1328 nt
Organism: Hypanus sabinus (Atlantic stingray)
Lineage: Eukaryota; Metazoa; Chordata; Chondrichthyes; Myliobatiformes; Dasyatidae
Gene: mdka
Product: midkine a
Exons: 5
Coding region: 158-598 (146 amino acids)
Molecular function (GO): growth factor activity
Source: RefSeq, a predicted model, not a curated record